Molecule: messenger RNA, 2830 nt
Organism: Formica exsecta
Lineage: Eukaryota; Metazoa; Arthropoda; Insecta; Hymenoptera; Formicidae
Product: DNA ligase 1-like
Exons: 4
Coding region: 908-2830 (640 amino acids)
Biological process (GO): hemocyte migration
Cellular component (GO): membrane
Molecular function (GO): growth factor activity
Source: RefSeq, a predicted model, not a curated record
GUCGUCCGCGACGUUCUGUCCGCGAUACAAUUCGGCGUGAACUUAUCGUACUCUACGCUGGACCCCACCGGUUGCUGCGAGUCGAAUGCGCCCGUGUAAGAAAAACCACCCCCUCCCGAGAAAACCGGUGAUUAAUGAUAUAGACUCGUCGGACAGUGACAUUGUGCUCCGAAAAAUCGUUAGAUUUGAAAAAUUUACGAAUAUAUGACAGAUAAAUUUACGACAUCGUGACAUGAAACCAGUACUUGAAGAUUGAUGUAUCAAUGUAAUGAACGAAUCAUUUUAACCGGUGACUUAGAUUUUAAAUUCGCGAGAAGCAAGCGCGAAAAUUUUUAACCAAGGGUAGAUAUCAAGGGUAGAUUUUUAUUUCAUACUACUGACGAUUUGCAUAUAAAGCAGUACGACAGGAUUGUCUCGAAUCAUCUUCACGAAUAUUUUCCCGAUGUCUUUUGUGACUUAAAUGGUUCAGUAAUUAGUGACGAACAUCGUUGCAGCGGACUCUUACCGUACUGGAGCCGCGCCAAAAGAAAUCGCGUUGCACCAUCGUUUCAGGUUCCGCGGUCAUCACAUGGUCACCACAAUCCGGCCGUGACGUGCGGUUAAAUUUAGAGACUGCCGUCAGAGAAAAUUGACGGUUCCCGGAUUAAGCUAUCAACUGUGAUCGAUAAACGCUCGCGAAAGCCGUCAGGUGCGAACUCGUCUUGCCUCGAUCGUGGAAUGAUCAACGUGAUAUCGAUCGUGCGCGAGUGCUGCUACUCGACAAUCGAGCCGGCUCGAUGCGCGACUAAGGAAAUCGUGACCGGCGAGGCAUCAAGAGGUGAUCGAUCAAGGUGUUAUCGCGCGAAAGCCGCAGUCACGGGGCACAUGAUGAUGUAAGGUAUCUGCAAACGGUGCUGCGGAGACCGAAAUGACACGCGAUAGAAGGCUGCUGCUUCUGCUGGGCCUGCUGAUGGCCUACAGCCUCUUCGUGGCCGAAUGCCGAUUCCAUCAGCACGAUGACGCGGCGAUGACGACGACAGAGGCGAGACAUCGACACAGGCACAGGCACGAAUCCUUGAAUCGAAGGAAUCAUCACGAUCUCGACAGGAGAUCCUGGCAGAAAGUUGACUACGAAUACGAAGGAGACUCCGAGGAUCCGGUCGACGAAGACGAUUAUGAAGUGCAAUCGUACUACGAUCAUCCCAGAUCGCAUCAUCGAUCCGCGCAGAGGGGUUAUCACGGCCGAACGUUCGAGCCGCGUUAUCCGCCCAGAUACCACGAUGGCGGACAUCGCGGAAACUGGUACGACGAGGACAACGACAGGCAUAGAAUUCCGUCGCGAUAUAAUUCGAAGAAUUAUCGAUACAAGCCCGGCAGAACUUAUCAUAGACCCGCGUAUUCACGCAAUCGCGACGUGUCGGAUUUCGAAGAUGUUUCGGAGGAGGAUUAUAAUUACGAGAAGCCGCACAGAUACAUCGAAAGCGGCGAGGCCGAUAAGCAUCACGAGUGGUGGAGAAAUUCUAGGCGACACACAUCCCUCAGGAAAGACAAGAAUAGAAUGAACGGUUAUCGUGGCGCAAGGAGGCAUCGCCUGGAAGAUCGCGGAGGCGUCAUCGAUCGUUCCGAUGUGUCGAGAUGGACGGAUGGUUGGAAAGUAACAUCGAACAUCUCAGAGACUAAAUAUCAUUUAACGAAAGACGAUAAGAAGAUAGAAGAGGAUGAGGAUUACGAGGAUCACGGUGGACUCGAGGAAGACGACAAAGAUGAAGAAGAGGAUGAUAUUUGGAAAAAUAUCGAUGAUGAGGACAAUGAAGAUAACGAAGAAGAGGAAAUUGAUAAUGAUUUUUACGAGAGCAAGACCAAAUCAUCCUUGAAGACCUAUGAAGACAUCAUCAGGAGACUCACGUCCGACGAGCCGACCACUCCAAAGGCUACCGUCAAGAGGGAUUAUCGGAACAUCGAAUCGAAUAAGCAUGCAAAACGUGACGGCUAUAAAAAUUUCAACGAACCGAGAAAUGUCUCUAGACCGGUGAAUCUCCUCAGAUUCACAAACAGGCGGAUCGCGGAGAACUCGACCGUCAAAUCCGUUGGUUCGAUCGGACAUAAGUUCCCGAAGAACGCGACCGAUGUAACGGAUGGGGGCAAAAAUCGCCAGGAAAGAAAAAUCGCGGUCAGUACUAAAACCAAGAGUCUCGAGCAGGAUUACGACGAGUAUCUGAACGCCCCGGAUAACGAGAAAGACGACCUCGCCAAAGCUGGCGCCGAGGACGAUUCGGCCAUGCAAGCGGAUGUUACUAAUAAUGAUUACACGGACGAUGACAACGGCGACGAGGACGAGACCCUCGCCACGUCGACGACCACCACGACCACGACAACUACGACGACUACGACGACGACUACGCCGAAACCAUCGAUCAAUCAGCACUACGAUUACAGGGACCAGAGGGCCUACGAUAGCGGCACCGGGACUCAAUAUAACGGAUACCAAGCAAAAAACGACUAUCCACCGAUGUCUGCGCAUAGCAUUCACAAGUGGCAGUCGCUAGGCACUCGCGAGGGUGUCAAAGAAACCAGGAGUAAUAUGCAGCAAUACAACAAAAACGGUGCUGAAAUGAGAGAGGCCAUUCAGCACGCGAUGCAAGUCAACAGGGAAGGCAGCUGUCAGUGGCCACGUGCGCGAGUCAUUCCGGUACGUGACGUUUAUCCGAGUCCGUCAACCACCUACGUCCCACACUGCGCUAUAUUGCACAGGUGCUCGGACGACACCGGAUGUUGCAGAUCGGAAGCGCUCACCUGCGUGCCGAAGCACUCUCAUCGCGUCGAGCUUUUUUUCUACACUUGGAAAGUUUAG